AUGGCGGCCCCCGAGGCCGGCAGCACAGGUGGGGUGAUCAGCUACGUGGGCUCCAGCGGCGCCUCUCCCACCCGCACCAGCCCCGUGUCCCUCUGCAGCGACAGCUCCAACAGCAGCUCCCAGUCGGGCUCCCAGCCCUUCCCCACGUACUUCCCACCGUCACCCACCGGCUCCCUCCAGGAUUCCCGCGCCUAUGGCGGAGCCACGCUGGCUUCCCAUGAAGACGGCUCCCCUUCCUCCUCAUCCUCCUCCUCCACCUCCUCUUCCUCGUUCAGCUCCUCGGUGAAUUUCCCCGGGGUGCAGCCCGUCCCCGCGGACGAGCGGCGCCGCAGCUCACCGAGCAAAGCCGGCAGCACCGUCACGAAGCUCAACGGGAUGGUGCUGCUCUGCAAGGUCUGCGGGGACGUCGCCUCCGGCUUCCACUACGGCGUACACGCGUGCGAGGGCUGCAAGGGCUUCUUCCGUCGCAGCAUCCAGCAGAACAUCCAGUAUAAGAAGUGCCUCAAGAACGAGAACUGCUCUAUUGUCCGCAUCAACCGCAACCGCUGCCAGCAGUGCCGCUUCAAGAAGUGCCUGCUGGUCGGCAUGUCCCGUGAUGCCGUGCGCUUCGGUCGCAUCCCCAAGCGAGAGAAGCAGCGGAUGCUGGCGGAGAUGCAGAGCGCCAUGAGCGGCAUGGCCAGUGCCCCACCGCCCAUGCCGGGGCCCGGCGAGGGUCCCGCCACGGGCGGGGGCCGCGCACCGCCCCCGGGUCCCCCGCCGCUCGCCCCCCCCGCCUGCUUCUCCCAGUUCCCCCAGCAGCUGACACCGCCCCGCUCGCCCAGCCCCGGGGGGGCCACCGAGGACGUCAUCGCACAGGUGGCCAAGGCCCACAAGGAGAUCUUCAUCUAUGCGCACGACAAGCUGGGACCCCCUCCCGCCUGCGACAGCGGUCUUCUGCGCUGGGACGCGCCCCCCACCUGGGCCCCCGGUCCCCCCGAGCCCCGGCUGUGCCCCGCCGCCUACCCCGAGCCCCCGGCCCCGCGGGGCUGCCCCUGGCCCCGCGGCACCAAGGACGUCCUGCCGGCGUGCCCCAUGAACAGCCACGUGCCCGGCCGCAGUGGGCGCUCCGUGCAGGAGAUCUGGGAGGAUUUCUCCCUCAGCUUCACCCCUGCCGUCCGCGAGGUCGUGGAGUUCGCCAAGCACAUUCCUGGCUUCCAGGCGCUCUCCCAACACGACCAGGUCACCCUGCUCAAGGCUGGCACCUUUGAGGUGCUGAUGGUUCGCUUCGCGUCGCUAUUUGACGUGAAGGAGCAGACGGUGACAUUCAUGAGCCGCACACGGUACGGGCUGGAGGAGCUGUGGGCCAUGGGCAUGGGAGACCUGCUCGGGGCCAUGUUCGACUUCAGCGAGAAGCUCAGCGCCCUUGAGCUCAGUGAUGAAGAGCUGGGGCUCUUUACUGCUGUGGUCCUUGUCUCAGCAGACCGCUCGGGUAUGGAGGACACGGCAUCAGUGGAGCAGCUGCAGGAGACGCUGCUGCGGGCCCUGCGGGCCCUCGUGCUGAAGACGCGCCCGGCUGAGACCUCGCGUUUCACCAAACUGCUGCUGAAGCUGCCGGACCUGCGCACCCUCAACAACCUCCACUCCGAGAAGCUGCUCUCUUUCCGCAUCGAUGCGCAGUAG
This is a messenger RNA of Cinclus cinclus, 1659 nucleotides long. RefSeq names its product nuclear receptor subfamily 1 group D member 1 (gene NR1D1). Gene Ontology annotation, molecular function: RNA polymerase II cis-regulatory region sequence-specific DNA binding; zinc ion binding; nuclear receptor activity. The record is from RefSeq and is a predicted model, not a curated record. The transcript has 8 exons. Gene Ontology annotation, biological process: negative regulation of transcription by RNA polymerase II; hormone-mediated signaling pathway; positive regulation of transcription by RNA polymerase II. The coding region runs from base 1 to 1659 and encodes 552 amino acids. Lineage: Eukaryota; Metazoa; Chordata; Aves; Passeriformes; Cinclidae.